This is a messenger RNA of Zootoca vivipara (common lizard), 5772 nucleotides long. It is a transcript of the gene MMRN1, whose product is annotated as multimerin 1. The record is from RefSeq and is a predicted model, not a curated record. Gene Ontology annotation, biological process: negative regulation of vascular endothelial growth factor receptor signaling pathway; negative regulation of cell migration involved in sprouting angiogenesis. Gene Ontology annotation, molecular function: protein binding; calcium ion binding. NCBI's taxonomy places the organism in Eukaryota, Metazoa, Chordata, Lepidosauria, Squamata, Lacertidae.
CCUCUUUGCUUUCCCCUACAACUUACUGGCUCCAGAGCUCCAAGAGGUCGCAUGUCACAGAGGAAUCCAUCGAAACAGGAAAGAGAGCUUCCUCGGUCUGGCUUCAAACACUCAAAAACCUGUUUCCUCUCUCCGCCACAAAUAAAAUCCCCAACCGGGGAUUCACUGCAGGUUUAUUGUGAAAGCAGCGGCUUUGAGACAGGGAAGCGUCCAGAGUCUUCUAUAUGAGAGAGUCGCUGCGAAGUUCUCACAAGCCAAGAGAAUGAGGGAGGUAUUCUUGCUGCUGAGCUUGCUGGCCUUGGGAUGCAGCAGUUCAGAAGCCGAUGCAACCAGCACACCUGCGGUGGAGAGUGAAGUGGAGAGCAGCCACCUGGGCUUGACUUCAACUGAAACGCAGGACCUCAGAAACAUAUUGGCAACCUCCCUGCCUCCUACUUUGGAGAAGCCGGCUGCUUUGCUGAAUGCAAGCCAAGAGGAAGGUGUAAAGCACAGUUCUCCUCUAGCCACGAAGGAGGCACAGGGAUUGCAAACUCCAGCAGAGCAGAAGACACCCUUGGCCCUUACGAUAACUCCUAGCCCAGGGAAUAACAGUGACAGCGGCUCUCCCAAUGGGAAGCGAUUCAUCCUGCCUAGCAAUGCAGCGGUUCCUCCACAAUACCAUCCUUGGAAUCGCCUUCCUCCAAAGGAUGUUUCUGGGGGAAACCAAGGGACUAUGGUGAGCAGGUCUUCCAGGCACUCAGACGAUAGCAGCAAGCAGAAUGCAGAUCUCAAAAAGCCCAGCUUCGAGACCACCAGAGGAAAGAACUGGUGCGCCUACGUUCACACAAGACUCCAGCCCACCAUCGUGGUUGACAACAUAGAAACGUAUGCAUCGGGCAGAGCCAAGCCAUGCACCUGGAUUGCAGGACCCUGCGGAUCAAGCUCCCAGUCAAGGACUCGCCAAGCUUACAGGGUCAAACAUAUGAUAGUGACAUCACUGGACUGGAAGUGCUGCCCCGGAUACAGCGGAGCAACAUGCCAGCCCAAAGCCCAACAGGAUCAAUUGCUUCUACACAGCAACCAAGCAGAGAGCAACGCAGCUGUCGGCGGGGGGACACCAGGGAGCCCAGAGCAGCAGCAGCAGCAGGAUCCCAGCGACCCAGCAGUUGCGCAAAAAAUGAAUGAGCAGAUUAGCAGCCAGGAGAUGAGACUGACUUUGCUACAGAAGAAGGUUGACAACAUUUCUGCCGUCGUGAGUGAUGUGAGCGAGACACUCUCCUCUCUGGAAGGCAAAAUCAAUGAAGAUAAGGGCAGAGACUUCCAGGCUUUUCUAAAAGAUCUCAAGUCCAAAAGCAUUGCUGAGCUAGUGAAAGAAAUUGUAAGAGAGCAGGUAAAAGCAUCCCAGAGUGAAACACAAGAGACAGUGGCCCAGAUUUUCAAGAUUACGUCUGGUCUGUCUGCAGAUCUUGAGAACAUCAAACAAAUGAUCAAAAGCUUGAAUGCUUCUCACCACAAAGUGGCUGCGGAGAUAGAAAGCAGGCCCACGAGGGUAGAAAUCCUAGAUAUAAGGACCCAGAUCCUCCAUAUUGAAGAGGAUAUAAGCAUUACAUGUGAGAAGCCAAUCGAAGACCUGCAGGAACAUCAGAGGUCUAUAGAGGCAGCCUUGGAGCACCAAAGUUCAAAAAGCAACAUAUACUAUGAAUCUCUGAACAAGACUCUGACUCAAAUGAAAGAAGUGCAUGAGCAGCUGUUGACAGCUGAACGGAUCUCAGACCAGAACAUCCCAACAACAGGUAACUCAAUAACCGAUAAUCUUACAGAUUACAUGGUUGGUCUUCACGAGAAAGUGAAAACACAGAGUCUGAUGGUUCUGCAGCUCUAUGAUGACCUCAGAGUCCAAGACAGCAAGAUCAGUAAUCUCACCGUAGCGUUGGAGAUCCAGAGAGAUAACUUACAUGGAGAGUGCAGCAGCAUAUUGUCCAAAUGCCGCCGGGACUUCCAAACACGACUGAAGGGCAUGGAAGAGAAUAUGCACUCCUUAAAUAAAAGCAUGGAGAACCUUGUGUUUCCCUUGGAUGAUAAGAUGGACAAGAUGAACGAGCAAAUUAACGACCUCUGUUAUGAUAUGGAGAUCCUCCAGCCCUUGAUUGAGCAAGGGGUUCCCUUCAGCCUUACAUCAGAAUAUGAGCAACAGAUUGCAACGGAAGCUAUAAGCAAAAAGCUGGAAAAUUUAACCAGUGUUGUGGCAGGACUAAGUUCGACCACUGAAGAACUCAUCAAAAGCAAGAAGGAGCUUAAAGAUGAGGCUCAGGCUUACAAUGAAAUCUCUGAGAGGCGUAUUAAUGAAUGUUUCAUUUUAAUGGAGGAUGGCUUAAACAAGACCAUGAUGGUUAUCAACAGUGCCAUUGAUACGAUCCAGGAUAACUAUGUGCUCAAAGAAACAUUGAGUACCAUGAAGAAUGAAACGAAGGCCUGCUGUAGUAGCACUGAGAAGAUGGAAAGCAUAUUGACAUUAAUACCUCGGUUUCAAGAGAUGAAUGAAUCCUUUCAGGUGCUAGUCAAUGAGAACAGGAAAGGGGGCUUUACUUCAAACGCCAUCCAUUCUUCUUCUUCAUCUGGUGAUCUCAGCACAGUUCACCAUAAUCUAAAUGCAACAUUAAACCUUCAAGAGCAACAUCAUGACAUUGGCCACCUGGAUGGAAAGGGGUCACGCUCCACUCAGAAAAAUGAAGAUUAUGAAGGUCGCCUGGCAGCAGUGGAAACAAAAAUAACCAAGUUUUUAGCAAACAACUGCGUCACAGUAAGAAACAUCAAAGCUGCUUCCACGGAAAAGGAUAAAGUGGUCUCUCUUCAGGUUCAGGCCUUGAGUUCCAGAAUCAGGGCGCUAGAAGCCAAAUCCAUACGCUUCUCUGUGACCAUCCCUGUGUUAAACAAGACUGCCUAUGAAGCACGGAGCUUGUGUGAGGUUGUCUCCGGGAGCCUGAAGGGAAUGAAUGCCAGCAUCCCCAGGUUAGUGAAAGCUGCUCAUCCAGACAACUUGCUAUUUCAGAAAGGCUUGCAAGAGCUCACCGAAUCCAUGCUGGAGGUCAAAGCAGGAACAAUCCUAUCCAAUCUAACCUGGUAUGUAGACAAGUCCCUAGAUGGGGCAGUGGAUGCUAUUACCAAACGUCUGAAGGCAACUCCUCCCAUUUCUAAAAAGCCACCGCCAGUGAAAAAGAUCCCAGUGGGCACAACCGCAAACCAGGCUGGACGAAUGCAGAGAAACACAGACACUGCUUCAGAAGCAGGUGAUUAUCUGAGCUGCAGCAGCUCCCCGUGCCAAAAUGGGGGGACCUGUGUCAAUGAGAGGAAGAGCUUUGUCUGCGCUUGCCGUUAUCCUUUCGGAGGAGCCAACUGCAGCACGAAGAUGGUGGCGGAAAAUGCUCCUGCAAGUAUAGAUUUUGCAAAAGGAUCUUACAGAUAUGCACCAAUGGUGGCCUUUUUUGCUUCGCACACCUACGGAAUGAAUACUCCUGGCCCUAUUCGAUUUAACAAUCUGGAUGUCAACUAUGGGUCUUCCUAUGUCCCAGCAAAUGGAAGGUUCCGUGUGCCUUACCUUGGCAUUUAUGUCUUUGAAUACACCAUUGAAUCAAACAGCCCGCUCCUCUCAGGCUACCUAGUGGUCGACGGAAUAGACAAGCUGGGCUUUCGGUCUGAAAACACAAAGGAGAACAAAUACCUGGAGAGAGUGGUUACUGGAGAUGCCCUACUGGAACUGAACUAUGGGCAAGAAGUCUGGCUCAGGCUGGCAACAGGCUCUAUCCCAGCCAAGUACCCACCUGUAACUACAUUUACUGGCUACAUAUUGUACCGCACAUAAAUUCAAUUCUAUAGAAAAGCGGUCACCCACAAUGGAAACUCUUCUCCUUUGCUUCUAAGCUCAUUCCACACAAUAAAAAUAACUUUUGUUUGAGGUUGCCAUCUUUUCUUUUAACAGCUGCAUGAUAGGCAGAAACGAGACAUGGAACCUCUUUCCCGAAUCAGCAUCUUUGUGCUGUAGAAAGCAACAUUCUGCCUGCCACACAGAUGUUAAAAGCAGGGGAGGCCUCGUGGAAAAUAGGUGGUGACGCCCACCUCGUCAGAUAGUUACCUGAAUGUCGAAUUUUGAAAACAGCCAGCUGUCCCAUUGCACCUUUGAUUGGCAAAAUGGAGUUAUUUGUAAAUAGGUAUCCCAUAUUUCUAGGCACCCCAUCAGCUGAAUGUCCAUUAUUUUUAUGCAGCUAUUUUGCACCAGUAUAAAAGAAACGUACAAGAAGUUAUGCAUGUUAUCACCAUUGUUUAAGUGAAUUUGAUUUCAGUCACUUUUAGGAUUCGUGUGACGCAGUGUACAAUAGUGGCUGGGGGGGGGCAGACAUACACUAAGUUUUUAGGGACCAGGUGCCUCUGAAUGCAUGCUUAACUCUGGAACUGAGCUUUACUGCCCUGUCACACAAGGAUCCACUCCUGGAUUCCCUCCCAUUUUUCUUCAAUUUAGCCUUGUGCACUUCAGGGUCUGGAAAGCUUUUUUGUUGCUGCUCUUGUCAAGCUACUGAGAUUCCAAAACACAUGUAGUGUCUACUGCAAAUCACUCAGUAGAUUCCUUCUGCCCACCCUGUCCUGGCAUAGCCAUUUGCUCAUGUACUAGAAAGAUCAUGAUGACACCAUUUUCCCUUUGGGGAGGAAGCUGCUGGGAUGGCGGGUGCUAUCGAGCUGGGAAGGGCACCACCUUUGGGAUCGGAAUGGUCACAUAAACAGACCAGCAGAAUGGGACUGCAUCACUGGGAGCCUUUCCCAACCCAAUGGGUCUACUUCUGUGAAAGGGGCCUGCACAGGAAGCUCCUAAGCAUUUGAAUCCCGGAUCCAAAAUGGCCAGGUUUCAUUAGGUUUCACUCUUCAGUUGGUUACAUAGAAUACUUAGUUGAAGAAGCAAUGUGCACAUAGGCCGAAUAAAACAAUGCCUGCAUAUAUACUCAAUUGGCUUCCAUUUAGUCUCACAUAUUUACCACCACCACCCUUUCAUUUUUGUUUGUUCAUACCAAAAUUUGUAGCUGGUCAGACAUGUAAGGUAUUCACAUUUUACCUCAAAAAGAUUCCAUUUAAACAGCAGAAUUCCAGGAAGUGUAACUUCUCUGUAAUUGCGAACUUCCUAUAAUAAAUUGUGCGGCACACACUGAACAGAUUAAGCCAGAAUCAAUCAGAGCACUAAAAGAAGUGUGAUGCUAUGAGGCAACUGAAUGAAAGUAGUCAGGGCCUGGCCAAGACAUUUUGCUGCCUGAGGCGAAGAACAAGAGAGUGCCCGCUCCCUGGUCCAUGUGCAAAAGCCAGCCGGGCUGCCACUUGAACCUUAACACUGGUGAUGGAAUAGUGUCAUCCCAUGCCGCCUGCCCAGCACCUCUUUCUUAAGGGGUACACUUUCUUCUGCCUAACAGUAGGGCCGGCCCUGAGGGUAGUUUCUAAUGCUUUAAAAAUAGCAGCAAUAACUGUUGAGGUGGGAAUAUAUAUAUAGCGCCUAUUUCAAGGGAGUUAUAUGGUUUACGCAGUACACCACUCACAGGGGAGAGCUUUGAUGAAAACCUGAUCAACAAUCCAUAUAUUUAAUCUGCGGCUAGUAAAUUAGACAAUUAAUAGCACCAGUUAAGGGGUUAACACAUUCAUCCCCCUCACUUCCUGCUGGGUCAUAUUCACUGAUAAUGAAUCCAUGAUGCCUAAAAUGUUAGGCAAAAAAAAAAAAAGUGGGUGGGAGACUGCGGCAAGAGAACUGUAUAUUAUUUACAA